Drosophila busckii is the source of this 4249-nucleotide messenger RNA. RefSeq lists its product as uncharacterized. Gene Ontology annotation, biological process: proteolysis. Gene Ontology annotation, molecular function: serine-type endopeptidase activity; protein binding. Lineage: Eukaryota; Metazoa; Arthropoda; Insecta; Diptera; Drosophilidae. Bases 217 to 4065 code for a protein of 1282 amino acids. Gene Ontology annotation, cellular component: membrane. The record is from RefSeq and is a predicted model, not a curated record. The transcript is spliced from 13 exons.
AGAGCGUCGCAAGUGUAAAAUGCCAAAAGCUGUUACAGAACAAAGAUUGAUGCUGCCAGUCAACAAACAAGCAACAAUAACAACAACAACAACAGCAACAACGAGAGGAACAGCAACAAUAACAAGUAGAAUACGAAACGACAACCGCCCUAGCAAACGAGCCGCAAUUGAGAUAUCACAGCUUCGAUUUGGCCGCUUAAUGCCGCUGAUUAAAACAUGAACGCACUCGAUAUGAAUAAACAAUUUUUGGAGCCACAAUGCAAUCGCACGCGCUCAGAGCGAGCCGCUAGCUUGGCGCUGCCCUUGAACUCGCUGCUGGAUUUUUACGACAAGCAGCAGGAGCAAUGCAAAUCGGUCACCUUGCUGCCACUGCCCAGCAACAAUAGUCAGGGCAAUAAUGCCAGCAGCAUUGUGAGACGACACUCCUCACACUAUUAUCCCAUGCUGGAGGACAAACAAAAGGUAAUGCAGCCGCAACAGCUGCCACCAACGGCUAAUGAACUGCUGGUAAACAUGGCGGAUGCGAAAUAUGGCAAGUCACUGCCUGUGAAGCCGCAGCAGCAGCUAAUGCGCGUGGAUACGCCUGUCACGCCCCCACCGCCGCCCAUACCCAGACGUCUGAUGCGCGGCAAUGCGAACAUGAGCGUCAGCUCGGUGUUUGUUUAUCCACAACCAGCAACAACAACAACAACAACAAAUGUGAACAGAGACUCAUCGCUGGAGUGCAAUGUGGGCAACGUGGCACAGACAGCGCUCUUGGUGGAUUUGGCAGCCAACGAUGCGGAUGGCAUAUCGGAUGAUGAUCGCAUGAGUCUGGAGAACUCGGUGUUCGACGAGUCCUUGACCUCCACGCCAGUGAAAGUGGCCAGAUUGGUGGCCAAGCGUGCGCAGCGCUCCUCCAGCAGCACUGUGGACUCUGCCUAUGGCUCAUCCGUGCAUAGCGAGCGCUUUGCCUCCAGCUCCACCAGCGUUGACUUUCGCAGUCGCUUCAGCUCCGUCGACACGCAAUCCUCGCUGGACGAGAAGCCGCUAGUGGACUCACCGCUCGCUGUUAUGCACAAGCUCAACAACCAGAACAACAACAACAACAUUCUGUAUGCCAACAGCAGCAGCAGCAACUACAACAACAACAACAAGUUGCCAGCGGUACCGGCGCGCAAGCUGCCGCCGCCGCCGCCCAAGUGCCACAGCUCGAACUCCAGCGAGAGCGGCGUUGGCAUUGGCAGCAGCAGCAGCGUCUCUGCCUCAGCCUCCACCUCGUCCGCCGGCAGUGGCUCCAGCAGCAUGUCCAGCACUUCCGUCUCGCUCAGCCUGGGCGGUCAGCAGCAGCGACGCGCGCCCGAAGCGCCGCCGCGUCAGCUCAGCUCCUUUGAGUGCCUCGAGCUGGAGCAGACGCCACGCGUGCACGCUCCACAACCGACGCCGCUCACUGUGCGCAACAAGCUGCAGCGCAACAAGCCGCCGCCCAUUGUCUACCCCAAGCUGCAGCAGCGCCAGGACUCGACGCUCUCCAGCGACAGCUACUCCAUCAGCUCCAGUCCCGGCUACAACUCCAAGCUCAUGGAGACGCCGCUGCUGGCGGCAGCGCAGUCGGCGCGCAAAACCAACGCGCCCGGCGUGGCCCACGGCCGUUUCGCUCCCACAACGCCGGCCCGCGGCAAACUGAACUUUCGCCAGGACUCGACUAUAUCCAGCGACAGCUUCAGCCUCACCUCCAGUCCCGGCUACAACACCAAGCUCAUGGAGGCGCCGCUCCUCCCAGCUCUGUCCGCCAAGCGCCUCUGCAGCGCGCCCGCGCCCAUCGUUUGCCGUCAGGGUCUGCCCGUUGAGCCCAUAGAGGAGCUGGAGCCGCCGCAGACAUUGCCGCCGCUCACCAAGAAUGCCACGCCCAGCAGCCUGCAGACGAUUGUGCGCUUCCAGAAUGGCACACCGCACACCAUGUCCUUGCAGCAUCAGAUAAUCAAUCGUCGCAAGAGCUCCAAUCCGUACAUCACCAAUGGCCGCCUAAAGUUUCGUCUGUUUCAAAUUCUGAUCAAUGCGUUUGCUCUGCUGGCCAUUGCCGGUGGCCUUGCCGCCUACUUUAAUGCGUAUCCGACCAUCAAGUUUGUCAACAAGACAAUUAUCAACACCAUACAUGUGGAGGAGCCCUCCAGCUUUGGCAAGAAUCCCGCGCCGGGCACCUGUCUGCCCAUCAUUGUCAAGUUCUGCCAGGGACCGCAGAUUCCCUACAACUAUACAGUGUUCCCCAACUACAUUGGACACUUUGGUCAGCUGGAAACGCAAGUGGAUUUGGACUCGUAUGAGGCUUUGGUGGAUGUCAGAUGCUAUGAACUCGUCUCGCUGUUUCUUUGCACGCUCUUUGUGCCCAAGUGCGGCAUGAAUGGCGCCACGGUGCCGCCUUGCAAAACGCUCUGCACGGAGACAAUGCGUCGUUGUGGCUUCUUCUUUGACGUGUUCGGGCUGAGCCUGCCGGAGUAUUUGAACUGCAAACUCUUCAAGGACUUCUCCAGCGCCGAGGACUGCGUGGGACUGGACGAAGUGCGCGAGGUAAUGAUUUCCUCAGCGGAUCCCAAGUGCGAUGGCUUUCAAUGCGACAAGAAUCGCUGCCUGCCCAAGGAGUACGUGUGCGAUGGACAUCUGGACUGUGCGGAUCAGUCGGAUGAAAGCGAAUGCGAGCGCUGCCAAGAGGGUCAGGUGUACUGCGGGGACGAACGCUGCGUCAGCAUCAAGCAGAUCUGCGAUGGCUACAUAGAUUGCCCCUAUGCGCAGGAUGAGCGCAAUUGCCUGCGUCUAAGCGAUCGCAAUGGCGAUGUGGGCAGCGGCGUGCUGGAGGUUUAUCGCAUGAGCCAGCGCCAGUGGAUACCGGCGUGCGUGAAGAACUGGGAUCGAGCUGUUUCGCCCAGUGCUGUCUGCUCCAUACUUGGCUACUCCGCUGUCAACGGCACGAGCGUCUUAACCCAGCGCACGCAUCGCUCGCUGAUGGCCUCGGUGAAUGUAUCGACCGAUAUAUGGAAGCUGUAUGCCAAGCGGCGCUCGACGCUGAUGCAGGAGUUUGGCAAUUGCCGGCAGACAGAGGAUUACCCCAUAGCAGAGCUGACCUGCAUCAAUUACGAGUGUGGCAAGGUGAAGCGUGGCCGGCACAAGCCCUCCAGACGCAUUAUAGGCGGCUCGCAGGCCAAGCCAGGCAACUGGCCCUUCUUGGCUGCCAUUUUGGGUGGACCCGAGAAGAUCUUCUAUUGCGCCGGCGUGCUCAUCUCGGAUCAGUGGGUGCUGACCGCCUCGCACUGCGUGGGCAAUCAUACGGUUAUAGAUCUGGAGGAUUGGACCAUUCAGUUGGGCGUAACGCGUCGCAAUUCGUUUACUUACACGGGUCAGAAGGUCAAGGUGAAGACAGUCAUACCGCAUCCGCAGUACAACAUGGCCAUAGCCCAUGACAAUGACAUUGCGCUCUUCCAGCUGGCCACGCGCGUUACUUUCCAUGAGCAUCUGCUGCCUGUUUGUCUGCCGCCGCCCAGCGUCAAGAAUCUGCGUCCGGAGCAGCUCUGCACUGUCAUAGGUUGGGGCAAGCGCGAGGAUAAGGAUCCCAAGUCCACCUAUGAGCAUAUAGUGAACGAGGUGCAGGUGCCCAUCAUAACUCGCAGCCAGUGCGAUGAAUGGCUGGACAAUCUUACCGUAUCCGAGGGAAUGGUGUGCGCGGGCUACGAUGACGGCGGCAAGGAUGCGUGUCAGGGCGACUCGGGUGGACCGCUGCUGUGUCCGUAUCCGGGCGAAAAGGAUCGUUGGUUUGUGGGCGGCAUUGUGUCCUGGGGCAUUAUGUGUGCGCAUCCCAAGCUGCCCGGCGUCUAUGCAAACGUCAUCAAGUACGUGCCCUGGAUACACGAGCAGAUACAGAAGCAUACGCGUCCGGCCAGCGAGGAGCCGCUGCAAAAGUACGACAUGCAUCCUGGCGGACCGGAUAUACUCUCGAAGCAUGCAGCACCGCCCAUGCGUAAACGCAAACCCUUCAAUUACCACAAUGGCAAGCCCAUGGGCAUUGACUUCUACGACAGCGAGGAGCGCAAGUAGAUGGCCCCUCCCCGAUUCCUCCAAUCAGUUGAGAAUUAAACCGCAUAUCCUGAAAACAAUUUGCACAAAGUACAAAGUAUUUGUACAACAGAGCAGUCAGUAUAUCGACAUAUAUAUAGUGAAUGAUAUCUGGGCAACAUAAUCAUGUGUCAAUUUGCCGAAUUUAUUUGUCAAUUUUUUUACC